AUGGCAAGAUCAGGUCACUCCACUCAGUUGACUUCUGGAAGACAUAGGGCACAUCAACCACAGACACAGAAGCUCACGGAAAAUGAAAUUUUGGAGUUGAAGAACUACCUUCUUGAGUGGACUUUGGCAAAACAGAAAGAGAAGCAAGCAGUUUUCACUGCCAUAGCUAGGGCUGCCAGGUUACUUGCUCCUAAGGUCAACCAAGCACAAUGGAAGAAGAGGAAGCAGAUAUACAAGACUUGGUUGUUCAACAACAGGAAAAAGAAGGAAAGGAAGGACAUGAUAAAGUAUGGGAGGAAAUGGACGCCUAGGAUGGUGAUCUACCAGCGGAACUGGGAAGAGGUGCUAAAGAGGAUUGAGGAUGAGUCCAGGGCAAAGCCAGGAGGUCCUGAGAGUCAUGAAUUGUCUGAUGAUGAGUUGGAGAAGGUGAAGGAAACAGCUGAAGAAUGGUCCAACAACUUUCCUCCUCCUGAGAUACAGGCACAAGUUGCUCAUAAGAAGGGACCUGCAUAUAUGGAGCACUUUUCAAAGGAGAUGUGGAGGCAAUGCAGGAUGAGAGUGUUUGUGAUGUCAGCUUGGAAGAAUGAACAGGGAGAGGUGCUGUUUUGGAUGCAUGAUGAUAAUGAGGCAUUAGGAGAUGGGGACAGCUUCAUGAAGACAAAGGACUGGGAGGACAUCAAGCUGGUUUGGCAGGAGUACACACAGGAACAGUUCAGUGCCAGGGCAUGGGAUGGAGGAUGA
This is a messenger RNA of Suillus subaureus, 741 nucleotides long. RefSeq lists its product as uncharacterized. The coding region runs from base 1 to 741 and encodes 246 amino acids. The transcript is spliced from 5 exons. Lineage: Eukaryota; Fungi; Basidiomycota; Agaricomycetes; Boletales; Suillaceae. The record is from RefSeq and is a predicted model, not a curated record.